AUGGACACAUCAGAGUGGAGUUCGAACCUUGCGGUGAGAAACAAGGAACCUAUAGUCACCGUGAGAGAGAUUCUACAAGAUUCAGAUGUCGACGACCAAAAAAUAGAACCAUGCUCUUCCCACAGUCCUCGCAAACGCAAUCAUUACGAGGUGGAGAGAAACUCGAUUAUUACUCCAUCGAUCCGAAAACCAAGCAACGAGAAGGAACAAGUUUCGCCAGCAAAGCGCCAACGCAAUGAUAGGUGCAUGGAAUCAAUUCGCCUACAGACAGAGUACAACGGCAAGAGUCGAGGGACCAUUUUCAUGGGAGGAGAGAUUGCUGCAUCGAAGAAGGGCAACGAAAGAAUUCCUGAUACGCCCAACAUUGGGAGACGAUUUGAGGGCUUAAAAGUGACGUUGUCGAGAUCAGCACCACCACCAUCACCUCCGUCUGAUAGCAAUGAACCGGAGUCUUUUAGUACCAAUGAAACUACGUCCAUCGAGGCAAACAUACUCCCCAUAGACACACUUAGUCCCGCACUAGCACAUCUUAGCUCUGCGCACCGCGAAAACCCCAGACCAAUUUCUAUUUCUAAUAGCUCUGAAUCUCGUCAUUAUAACUACCACAAACUCGAGAGUAACUACGAAAAUCUUCCACAAAAUACUUCCGAAGCUCAAACUUUCAAGGAACGCAGCGACAAGUACGAAUAUAAGCCUAAUAACACCGAACCGAAACAGAAUUGCGAACACAUCAGCAACACCUUUGAAUCUCUCUUUCCCAUAGUCGAAGAUUGGAUCGAGCAACAAAGGACUCAAUUCGAUAUCGUUACUGAAAGAAUCAAUAAAAUUUUGAGCUUGAUACAACAAGGCGAACGACUACUACAGAACGCCAUGACUUCCGAAAACGCUUCUCGAUUGGAGCUUCUGAUCGACAGAAUCACUCAUGUACUCGCAGGAGAUUUCAGGAUUGAUGAUUCUAGCUCUGCAGUACCCAAUUUUCCACCAGAGAGGGAUUUCGUCGCCCAACUUACAAACGUGUUUGUGUCAACCGACCCUUCCCAGGCUUUGGAAGAACUCCAACAAUUCGCCAACAUGAGAUCAAACAUGGGCGUAAGUUUGAGUGAGAAAGAAGGAAGGUUUAUCAAUACCAUUAAAGCUCUCGGCGCUACACACACAAGGCUCAAGGAGGAAUGGAACAUGCUCAACUUGAAAGAAGACAAGGCAAAUUUCAGAUUCAUGCUUGAGAUGAAUUCCUGUGAGCGAGCAAAAGUUCUGGAAAGGGUUUGGGAUUUGAGGAAAGAAAUUGCAAACUUCUACAUGUGUGCUGACACAAGAAGAUGA
Botrytis porri is the source of this 1320-nucleotide messenger RNA. RefSeq lists its product as uncharacterized. The coding region runs from base 1 to 1320 and encodes 439 amino acids. The record is from RefSeq and is a predicted model, not a curated record. NCBI's taxonomy places the organism in Eukaryota, Fungi, Ascomycota, Leotiomycetes, Helotiales, Sclerotiniaceae. The transcript has 6 exons.